AUGUUGUGUCUGAUUGUGUACCAGCUUCUGCUUUUCUUGCAUCUCGUGCUAGCUCACGAGGCGUAUCCGAUACAUUAUUUCCUGGAAACGUCGCUCAGCGACGAGGAGAUUGUCAAGCGCGCUGUACAGGACCUACACAAUAUCGAUGCAGCGACCGAUUUAAACGAAUGCUUGACAUGCAAGGCGCGGCUCCAACUAGCCAAGUUCUUAGGAUUAACGCGGCCCGACUUGAUUCCUCAAGUAUUCUCCAUUUGGUGCAUUGAAGCCGAGUAUGAUGAGAUCCAAUGUCAUAUGAACUAUGGGUACCCGAGCGAGGACUAUUCCACCACAGGAAACGACUUUGCCAAAGUGGCUAGUUUGAUGAACCCUUCCGGGUUGGACGGCGACUAUUUCUGCUACUAUCACGAUAGCUCGUGCCAUGUUUUGCCCGAGACUCCAAUGAUCGAUAUGAGCAACAUGUGGCCACCAAAGCCAAGAAACUACCAGCCGCCAGAUGGAAGCGGCGAGGUGUUUCACGUGCUACACAUAAGCGAUAUCAACUUGCAGCUAGACUAUACAGUGUUUUCGGAAGCCAAUUGUACACAGAGCUUGUGCUGCUCGCCACAGUGCCGCAACCAGAAGGCGACUGCGCCGCAUGUCAAUGAAAACGCCAACUCUGGGUACUACGACAGCAGCUACAGCAAGAACCAUUUUGAAAAGGGGAAAUACUUGGAUAUAUCCAAAGUGCGCAAGCCUACAUGGUCGCCUGCACGACAGUUUGGCGAGUACACAUGCGACACGCCAGUUCUCUUGUUGAACAAUACCAUGCAGUGUAUAAGAGACUUGCAUCAAAACCACCUCUCGUUCCAAUUUGCCCUCUUCACCGGCGGUACCGUUGACCAUCUGGACAGAUGCUUUAUGAGCAAAGAAAAAAACAUCAAGUCUCAAGAGACGAGUUACCGGAUCAUGAAACAUUACUUGGACACGGUUGACGUGAUUCCAACGUUUGGCACACGUGACAUUUUCCCUAUGAACCAGCUUCCGCAAAAGAAUCUUAGCGAAAACUCCAAUACUUACCAGUGGCAAUUCGACUUGAUUGCCGACUUGUGGCUGGAACUAGGGUGGGUGGACCACGAUACGGCCAAGCAAAUCAGGUACACCCAAACGGGGUUCUCACUACUCGCCAUGGAGGGCAAACUCAAAAUCAUUUCCCUUAAUAGUAAUGUGUGGAAUGUAAAGAAUUUGUAUGCGUUUUGGAACGUGCUCAAUGUGGACUCGUAUGGAGUUUGGAAGUUUCUUAUCAACGAGUUGCUUGACUCGGAAAGAAACCAUCAAAGAGUCUGGAUAAUAGCGCAUCUUCCGCCGAGCUACCAAUCGAUCCCUUUACCUACCAAGAUAUUCACCAACAUUAUAGAGCGGUUCUCUCCAAGAGUGAUUGCUGCCAUAUUCUUUGGCUAUAUCCAAGUCGAUACCUUUGUCAUCCAGUAUGGAAGCGACGGCACUGACAAAAAGGAGUUGGAGAAUGCUAUCAACCAUGCAUUGAUAGGACCGCUGGUGAGUCCAUUUUCCGGUGUAAACCCCUCGUGGAGGUACUAUGCAGUUGACCUGAAGAGCUUCAGUAUAGUCAACUCGUUCACAUACUAUACGCCUCUAGACAAAUCGUUUCGCAACGAUGGCGCCGAGCCCAACUGGGAGUUUGCGUACUCUGCACGAGACACGUAUGACCCGGAGAUGGCAUGGCCGCUGGAGUGUGGAUUGACCACUGAGUGGUGGCACAAUGUCAGCAGGAAGAUUGCCGAGGUUCCCGAGUUGGAGCUCAUGUACCAGAGAUUGGAAACACGAUGGACGGAUCGGCCUGUUGACACGGAUAGUGUGUGCAAAGUAACGAGUUUCACGGUGGACGCAAGAAAACAGUGCAUGCUCACUGAGGACCAGGAUAACUAUAUCGAGCCAACUGUACAAAAUGAUUAUAUUCCGUAUAUACAUGUGGAUAGGGACGUGGUGGAGUAUGUAGAGAAGGAGGAGGAGGAGGAGAAAGAGCAGCAGCAGCAGCAGCAGCAGCUUGCAAAUGAGUGGGAACAGCAUUAUAUCGAGAAUAACGCCACUAUCAUCACUGCAAAGCCAAUCCCCAAGAGAAAGGGCAAGUCGCUCCACCUAAGUGCACAUCUCUAA
Lodderomyces oxycetoniae is the source of this 2151-nucleotide messenger RNA. RefSeq lists its product as uncharacterized. The transcript has a single exon. The record is from RefSeq and is a predicted model, not a curated record. The coding region runs from base 1 to 2151 and encodes 716 amino acids. Gene Ontology annotation, molecular function: phosphoric diester hydrolase activity. NCBI's taxonomy places the organism in Eukaryota, Fungi, Ascomycota, Pichiomycetes, Serinales, Debaryomycetaceae.